Molecule: messenger RNA, 790 nt
Organism: Phycomyces blakesleeanus NRRL 1555(-)
Lineage: Eukaryota; Fungi; Mucoromycota; Mucoromycetes; Mucorales; Phycomycetaceae
Exons: 5
Coding region: 1-543 (180 amino acids)
Source: RefSeq, a predicted model, not a curated record
AUGAGGGCCCUUCUUGUAUUGAAAGACCCUGAAGACAAUGAAAAGUAUGAACAAAUCUUUCUCACCGACGAAGGCGUUUGGAAUUUUUUAAAGGAUGAAAUAAAUGAAUUUGAUAAUGUGUGCACCUCCAAACAACUAGCCAAGUGGAUAGCCAGCAGUAGAAAUUGGAGACAGCUGGAUAUAAGAAGGCUAAACAAUGUCUGCCCUAGAGGUAGAAACUUGUACCUCCUCAAAAGUCAAUACAGAACUCAACCCAAUAUGAUGUUAAAGCUUGGCAAGAAUUCCCAAACUUCCAAAUUUAUAGAAUUACUCGAAUGUGAUGGCACAAUGGAAGGAAGAAUAUUUCAGAGAACAAAAACUGAAGAAUUUGAUUCUUUGCUAUUCAUCAUUUGUUUAAGCUUAAAGUAUACAGUAAACGGGAAAUGGACAAAUAAUUUCUGUCCCGCGUUUGAUGGAAAUUUAUUAGGUAUUGUCAAUAUUAUCUUUUUUUUUGUGGGUGAAUUUCCAAAGGUUGUUGAAGGGCAUGAUCCGGCAAUAACAUAAACAACGUUUGUAAAGAAGGGAUGGUUGGGCAUACUACAAUAAAUGUGCUUGACUUGUAACUUCAUUCAGGAGAUCAAUUGCCUUCUGAAGAGGUAAAUGAAGACGCGGGUCGGCUCUGAUGGUGAUGAAUACUCAUGUUUUCUUCGCCUGUGCCAUAAUCACUGGGUUCGUCAACAUGGUCUCGAUAAUAAUCAUGGGGUUGGAUAUCACUUUCGGUAUACUGGUCAUACAUAUCACUGCUUCCGUG